AUGCAAGUCGGUUCAGAUUAUAAAGGAAAAUCAAGUAUGGUCGAUGAUGAUGGAAAAAGAUUUGUCGGAACCGAUAAAUGGAUGGUUUCUGUGGUCAUUGAACAAGGACGAAUAAUAUCGAAAUUCGACUACAAAAUGACGGCGUAUGAUCCACAAACGUUCAGAGCAUUCUUCGAACCCGUCAAAGAAACGAAACCGAUGCGAUUAUACGCUUCUCCUUCAAAGCGUCAAAGACCUCAAAUAUUAUCAAUCACAUUACUUGAAUUUAAUCAAGGUCGUAUCACCGCCGAAGAACAAAUUUCGUUGCAUCCUCUUUCGUUCUCUGUUAAUGAACCUGGAACUUUCUGUUUGUUCCGUGACCGAUCAUUUUGGCAUAUGUACGUCCAAGUCGGUAUGGAAGAUCAUGCUUACGAAUUUAAUAAAAGGAGAGACCCCCAAAGAUGGGUGACACCCUUAGGUUUUGAAGUUGAAGUUGACAUGGAUCUUUCAGAAAAGAAAAGUUCGGAUUUUGUUGAAACUUAUCAUGAAGAUAAAAGUUAUGAUAAAUCCGAAAAGAAUGAAGCUGAUGUCAAUGAAAAAUCAAGCCGAGAUAUUCUUACACCACCUCCUAUGGUUCGUUCGACUUCUUCUUUUCCGUUCCAUAACCGCACUUUCACCGAUUGGUGUGUAAACAAGCCGCCAAAAUGGAAAAGAAAAUUAAAGCAAGUCGCUAAUAACGUUCGACAUGCAUUCAACCGAACAAGACUCUAA
Molecule: messenger RNA, 750 nt
Organism: Funneliformis mosseae
Lineage: Eukaryota; Fungi; Glomeromycota; Glomeromycetes; Glomerales; Glomeraceae
Source: the annotation of a GenBank genome assembly